This is a messenger RNA of Hepatospora eriocheir, 858 nucleotides long. The record is from the annotation of a GenBank genome assembly. Lineage: Eukaryota; Fungi; Microsporidia; Hepatosporidae.
AUGUUUGUUAAUAAAGAAGAUAAUUCUAAUGAAUUGAGUGAUAGUGUUAAAUCUAAUGAAUCUUUACAGAAAUAUAAUUAUGAUGAGAAGAAUUUGCGUGAAGAAAAAAAUUUAAAGAAAAUUAAAAAGAUAACGUUUAAAGAAGAACCAGAAAUUAAAUUGAUACCACUAGUUAAGAAAAUAGAAAAAGAAGAUUUUAAAAUCAACAAUUUAGUCAUUACACUUUCAAAUACGAAUAAAAUGAAAAUUAAGAAUGCUAAAAACUACAAGUCAAUGAUAAUUAAAGAUAAUAAAGUUAUUGAUUUAAGAUAUAAUACUAAAUUGGAAUUAGAACAAGACUUGCAUUUGAUGAAAUUAAAGAAUGAAAGAGUAUAUCAAGAAAACAAAUACAAGAUUGAUUAUUUAAGUUAUAAAACAACAGAAGAGUCUUUAAGAAAACUUUUUUCUAAAUACGGGAAUAUUAAAUCUAUUAACAUAGAUAGAAAUAAGAGUGGUUAUUGUAGAGGAAGUGCAGUAAUAACAUUUUAUUCGAAUAUUAAUUUAAAAAAUAGCAUGCAUUUUGAAGGAAAGAAUAUAAAAGUCUCUAAACUUAAAAUAUUUGAUAAGAAACCAGUUAAAAUUACUAUAAAAGGAAUUAACAAAAAUAUUAAAAUUAGUGAUUUGAGAGUUUUUGUUAAAGAUUUUAAUAUGAAAAGUAAGAAUAUAAACUUAAAAAAUAAUUCUCAUAGUGAAAAAAAAAUUGCAACUAUUUUCUUUAAGAAUUCUAAAGAUGCUCAAUAUUUUAAUGAUAAUUUCUAUAGAAUUUCUAAAAAAUCCAAUGUUUUAUUAGGAAAUAACGUUAAUUUGGUUUUUAAAUAA